Girardinichthys multiradiatus is the source of this 1951-nucleotide messenger RNA. It is a transcript of the gene rnft2, whose product is annotated as ring finger protein, transmembrane 2. The record is from RefSeq and is a predicted model, not a curated record. The coding region runs from base 163 to 1503 and encodes 446 amino acids. Gene Ontology annotation, molecular function: ubiquitin protein ligase activity. The transcript has 10 exons. NCBI's taxonomy places the organism in Eukaryota, Metazoa, Chordata, Actinopteri, Cyprinodontiformes, Goodeidae. Gene Ontology annotation, biological process: positive regulation of ERAD pathway.
AAAACACGGAUGUGCUCUGACGUCAUACCGGAAGUUUUCCCAGUAAACCCUCAGCAUCGUCUUCAUCCGCCGAGCCAAAGCUUUUCAUGCUAACUAUGACUUGAGCUGAAACAGAGGAGUUUCUCACGAAGCUUACGCAGGGCUGGGCCAUGUGGUGAUGCCAUGCAGAGGAGACACAGCAGCAACACGGAUGGCAUGCCCUCUGAAAGAACUCGAAGCCAAACUCUGGGGUCAGAGAGCAGCCUGGAUGAGGGUGGCGUGUUUGACUGCCUGAAGCCCGACUCGUCCACUUCACCCCAGCAGAUGUUCUCAGGCCUGGUGGGCGUCCCCUCCAGCUCUGUCUCAUCUGCUCAGUUGCAAGCAGCUGGUUUAGUUCUAGGCUCUCCCCCCGAAGUUUUUAUCCAGAUGACUGCAUCUUCCAGGGAAGAAGCAGGCAGCCAUCGAACAGAGGGUGGACCGUUCCUCUCCCGGCCGCCCCAUCAUCACCACCACCACCACUUCCACCACCAGCCCCUGCAGCAUAGGACAUCAUCACUGCUCCAGCAGGCCACCACAGCAGCCAGCUCUGAGAGGCACAGCUCCAGGGAGGAGGCCCAGGAUGACCAGACCACCCCAGCUCCGGCUUUGUCCGAGCUGAAGGCUGUGGUUUCGUGGCUGCAGAGGGGCUUUCCGUUUAUACUCAUACUGCUGGCUAAAGUCUGCUUUCAACACAAACUAGGUAUUGCUGUGGGUGUGGGAGUGAUCGGCACGUUUGCUUAUGCCAAUUCUACAUUCAAGCAUCAAGUUUCAUUGAGGGAGGAGCGCUCCGUAUUUGUUGCUCUAUGGAUCAUCUUGUUUCUCGGGGGGAACAUCGUAUAUAUCUAUUACGCUUUCAGCCAUGAGGAGCUGCACCACAGCCUCAUAUUUGCAAAACCCAACCUUAACAGCUUCAACUUCUUUGAUCUGAUCUGGGUGGUUGGAAUUACCGACUUUGUACUUAAAUAUGUCACCAUCGGCCUGAAGUGCUUUGUCCUCUUUCUGCCCAAGAUUAUCAUGGCCUUCAAGUCAAGGGGUAAGUUCUACCUUCUGAUCGAGGAGUUGAGCCAGCUGUUCCGGGCUCUCGUGCCUGUGCAGUUGUGGUAUAAGUACAUCAUGGGCGAAGACCCGUCAAACAGUUACUUCCUGGGAGCGACACUCAUCAUCAUUUACAGCCUCUGCAAGUCCUUUGAUGUUUGUGGACGAAUAUCUGCAAUACGCAAGGCGUUGGUAAUGCUCUGCAGCUCCCAGAGUUACGGAGUCAGGGCCAGCAGUCAGCUGUGCAGCGAGGCUGGUGAUGUCUGUGCUAUCUGUCAGGGGGACUUCAAAGAUCCCGUUGCUCUCAUCUGUCAGCAUGUGUUCUGCGAGGAGUGCCUGUGUGUGUGGUUUGACCGCGAGAGAACGUGUCCGCUGUGUCGGUCCACUGUCAUCGAGGCCCUGCGGUGCUGGAAGGACGGCACCACGUCCGCUCACUUCCAGAUAUACUGAGCUCUGACCAGAUUCACAGAAUCAAAGGGAUCGAAGUGCGCUUUGAAGCAAGUUAGACAUGCAGUGGUAAAAAUGUCAGAAUAAGCUUAAUUGUGGUAAUUGGAAUUUUUAAAACUAAAUGAUUGUAAACAUGCAUAAACCAAAUUAUCCACACUGAAUCACAGCAUCAAGGUUAGUUAUUAUACGGUUCUAUAACAUAUUCUCUCUGAUCAUAUUAUAAAAUAUUGAUUUAUUGUGAUGAUGAUGAUGAGGUACAGAAUUGACACUGCUAUAAAAUCGGUAUUUAUAUAUUGUCAUGGAUAUUAUUUUUAUUUAAAGUUACUGUUGACUUUUAAAAUGAGAUUUUCAUUAUUUAAAUAAAACAUUUCAGCAUGAUUGGCAGUGGAGAGCUAUAACAUAUGUAAGGUUUCUGGUCAAUUUUAUCUCCCUAAAUAAAAACAUAACAUUU